AUGGAGACUCCACAGUCCUCUGCUUUGUCAAGGCAGCAGCCUGCAGCGAAAAGGCGGCUGACGAAGCGUCAAGUGACGACGGAGGUUUUCCCCGAUGUCGUGCCGCUUUCGCGCUUGCAUCUGGAUCUUGCGUGUGGUGCCUGUUUGGGUGAAUUUCAAGAUGACCAGUGCUCAGAGGGACCUUACAAUGAUGGAACCGGAGGUGGGUCUUCGGUUGAGGCGUCGGAGUCUACGGCCGAGACCGAGCCUCUUUUAGGUGGUUCCUCUUCCUCUUCGUCAUCGUAUGCGCCUCGAGUGUCCCAUACCGGAGGUACUGCGGAUGCUGUUGUGUCUCCUUGUGCAUCCUCUGUCUCUCCACCUAGCGCUGCGCACACGCGGAGCCGCUCGUCUGCGCGAGCAGAGUUCUCUCCGCUCUUCCCAUCGGCGUCGUCGCAUUUGCUCCCGCUGGGAUUGAUCUCCGGCUGCAGACAUGUUUUCCAUUAUUUCUGCAUCCAGAAAUGGGGUUUCACAAGGGAGAAUUCUUGCCCACAGUGCAAAACAAGAUUCACGUGGUUGGCGCGGUACUCGAGGACUGGAGAGAGAGAGGGUGUGGUGCCAGUGCGGAGACUUGACCAAAAGCGUGCGCAGGUGGACGAGGAGAAUUCCGAAGAGAUCACGCGCAUAAUUGAGAAUCUGUUCGAUCUUGGAGGAUGCCCUGCAUGCGGAGAAGCGAUCCGCAGCGACAGCGAUGGCGGCGUCCUCGUCUGCGAGGCCCAGUCCUGCGGGGACAGGUACCAUCGUCUGUGCUGCAACAUAUCUCCUGGUCACGAAAACUAUUCCGGGCCGUGGGUUUGUCCCUCCUGUCGCGAGUCAAGGCACCCCUGCAUCGAUGACGAGGGCAGGCGGAUUCGGCGCGAUCAGAUAAUGGAGGAUGGCUUUGUGGAGGCGAGACGGAGGCGACAAGGCAGGGCCCGCCGACUGACCAGCGUGCCCAGGGCCGCGAGCUCGCGUGGACGCCGCGGACGCUCCGCCGCGCCACGGCGGAUGCAGCAGUUGCGCGACUGCAGCGACGCUGAUUUCUCGGAUGCGCACAGCGGCCGGCAGGCAGACUCAGCAGAGUGUUCUGAGGCGGUAUCGCCCCAUGUCUCGCAAGACGACGUCUCGCCCGGUAGGGCCGUCUCCAGUGCUCACGUGGCUGCUGAAGGCUGCGAAACGCGCCCGUGCAGAGGCAGGCAGCCAAACCCACAGGAGACCCAUUCGUGUGACGAAAUCGUUUUGAGUCCGGAUGCUAGCUCCGACGAAGAUGACGCGAGGCCACGGGGCCCGGCCGCGCUGGGUCAAGGCUCGAGAAGAGAGGCGUCAAGUGCGGCGCAAGCAACGAGAGGAUCGUCGGCUCCCCCACCAGAAGGAAGCAACAAUGCGGAAAAUGCACAUCUGAGGCGUCGUCUGAACGGAAGGCUAGAUGGACAGCCCGCGCCAGGCGCCCUGGCGUCGUGCCGUCCCAAAGGCGAUGGCGCUCAGUGGCUCAGGGAGAUUCUCAGCCUUGGUGCUUCGGCAGGAGUUCGAGAACGGGGGUCCAACCGUGGUACUUCCCCGUCACCGGGGGUGCCUGAGCUGUCUCGCGUAUCUGACCGCAUCCCGUCACCUGUGUCAUCAUCUUCGUCUCGGGGGCUGCCGAGUGGUUCGCCUAGUGAACGGCCAGAGUCUGUUCCUUGCGCGGCAUCCUCUACUCCGUCUUCUUCCUCGACGCAGCGUCCUCCCUCAGCGUCCGUCUCAGAACCACCUGCGGCCCGCGGUGCCGACACGUUGUCGUCGCUCUCCGUGUCUUCUGGGUCAGAGACGGCGAACCCCGACGAUCCGCAGACGAUCUCAGCACUGGGGAAACAUUUGGCUAGCCUUUUAGAAGUGGGUUGGGAGCAGCAGUCCUCUUGCGUGCGAUCUGCCGCAUCUUCGCAACGUACUGUUGACCUCGCCGACCCCCCGCAGGCUUCAGGCUCGCCAGAUCCGACUAAUGGAUCGAUGGGAGCGGAUGCCAGUUCUGACAGUGGGUCAGCAGCGGUACUGGACGCCGUUCCGCGUAUUCACAGGCAUCCUCCCCCCCGCCGCCGGAUCCCUAUUAACACAGAGCUAAUAACAACUGGUGCGUUUCGCCCGAAACGGCAGGUUGCUUUUCCGGGUCCUUCAUCCGUCCUGCUCAAGCGGCGAAGGCAGUUUUCUUCGUCUGCUUCCACUGGGCGCCGCGCAUGGGCGCGGCAGCAGUGCUUGCCCGUUAGCGUCAGUGCCACCGUACGAGCAGGCACUGGAACCGUGGAUUGGUCAAGAACGCGAAGUUCGCAUGAAGUGCCGAUCGCAACAUAUGCAUCUGUCACUCGCGACGCUGUCUCUCGGCCCGACUCUGUCUCUGCGUCGAUGCGGCAUUCAUGCGCUCCGGUUGAACGCCGUCCCGCAGGAAGUCAGCGCGUGGAGUCGGCGGAGACAAGUUCCUGCGUGCCUUGCGCCCUCCCCACUCACUCCGCCCAUCUUUCUUCGUCUUCGGCUCUGGCCUCUCGCAACGGUCUCUUCAGCAUCCGACGAGCUGUGCCGAGUUAUUCUGAAUCGGCAUCCAGGGACACCAGUCUUGUUUCGAGGCCCGUGCCCGUGUGUGGUUCGCUACUAGUGAGUUCUAACGGCACUGACUCGUCAGCCCGUGACAAUCGCGCACCCACCGCAGGUAGGAACACAGCUCCAACUUUCCGAAAAAAACCUUCGGCUGGAGGCGCAGCUGACGAGAAGAGGAUCCCACGGUACCUUGAAUUCUUGUGGGAGCACAUCAAGAGGGCAGUUUCGUCGGAUGGGAAACGCCCACGCUGGCUCAAAGCAAUCUAG
This is a messenger RNA of Besnoitia besnoiti, 2844 nucleotides long. Its product is annotated as PHD-finger domain-containing protein. The transcript has 2 exons. The record is from RefSeq and is a predicted model, not a curated record. The coding region runs from base 1 to 2844 and encodes 947 amino acids. NCBI's taxonomy places the organism in Eukaryota, Apicomplexa, Conoidasida, Eucoccidiorida, Sarcocystidae.